Pantherophis guttatus is the source of this 2142-nucleotide messenger RNA. The record is from RefSeq and is a predicted model, not a curated record. NCBI's taxonomy places the organism in Eukaryota, Metazoa, Chordata, Lepidosauria, Squamata, Colubridae.
ACUGGACAUGCGUUUUCAGUCUAUAUGAACAUUAAACUGAUCUCUAUUCUCAGUAUUCCAGGGGGAUGCAAAUCGUUUCCUGUAACAUGAGUCCAAAUUAGGACUAUUCAUAACUCUCAGGUUUCCAAAUCAGUCUCACAUCUUAAUUUUUAAUAGCUGGAGAAACAAAGGUCCUUUAAACUAUUACUACUAACAGGAAGAUGUGUUUGAAAAUUAACCUAGUAGCAACAGAAAUUACAUCCUACUUUUCAUUGGUUAUCAUGAUUAUAAUGCUCUGUUUCUCCAGAUUUCGAUUCAUGUAUAUCUUAUUUAAUUAAAUAUAUUUGGAGGGGGGUGUUCCUCAAUAUUAUUUUUCAUGGAUGUAAUAACCAUUCAGGAACUCAAACCUGAGAGUCUUGAAGGUGAAGAAAUUAAAAACUCCUAAAGGAGAUUCUGCUAUUGAACUGCUGUUAAUGAUCUGAAAACCAAUACUUUGUAUGUCUCUAUUCUUUAAUGUACAGUUCACUUUCAUGUUUUAGAGAACACAUAAUUGUGCUUUGUUGGCCCUCAAGGUAAUCCAGACAACAAGUGCAAAUAUGAGUGUUAACUUUGUUGUAAGGUUACAUUAACAGAACCUUCCAAAACUGAAAUAACUUCUCCCCUCUUCUUUUGGUCUUUGGAAAGCUAGGGAGGAUCACUUUUGAAAUACUUCCCAUGCCCUCUCCCCUUCUGUGGGCCAAGACAUCUUGUUGUGGAGGUUAAUAAAUCAAUAAACCAUGAACCUCUAUCUCUAUGAAAUUCUACUUAAGCAAAUGAGCCUCUGAAGCAGCCUACAGCAAAUGUUUUUAUUUACACAAUAAAAACAUAAUAAUAUAUAUACAAUUAAUAAACAUCACUAAGUUACUAUUAUAAAUUAUACUGUCAGCUAUCUAUCUAUAUACAUAUUUAUUCUCUAUAAGCUAUGCUAUCUAUGAAUAUUCUUCCUCAGAAGAAAUACCACAAUAUACCACAUAACUGCUCUUCUAAUGGACUUCCAGACUGCUCACAGUUAUCUAAAGGAAGAUCCUAGAAUACAAUACUAGACAGAAGAGCAAACUGAAUACCAAACUGAAGAGCAAAGGUUUCUGUUAAAAAUCUCCUUUUUUACUGUUAACUGCGACAGUUAGGGGAUGGCCCUGGAGAUUCAAACAUAUUAGCUGCCCUCUGAUUGGCCCACACAUCUGUACAUUCCAAAAGCCAUUAAUAGGCACAGCUAUAGAUAAAUAAUUUUUCUCUAACACAUCUUUUACACACCAGUUAACACGCCAUCUACAGCUCUUCUUCCUGACUUCCAAUGUCAUUCCUGCAUACCCAUUACAGCUUUGAGAAUGAAGCCUUGUAGUCCUUAUGAAUAGCACCAUAUUUCAAAAAUCAACUUUCUCUUGUUUUUCCUGGCCUUCAACUAUUCCAUUGAAUGAAAAGUGCUAAGCAAUGAAGAAGUUGCAACUAUUGAAAAAAUCUUUAAAUGGCUGCAAGAAAAACUUUCCCCUUAAUUCCAAUGUAAAGCAAGAAAAUCAAACAGGUCAAAUAAUGGAACCAGUAAAUAAGUUCCUGUAUAAACACAAAGGAUGCUAUUUUGUAGAAGGGGUGUCACCUGAAAGUAUAGAUUCACUGGAAAGUUUUGAAAUCCGAGAUGAUGAUAUAUUUAUAAUCACAUAUCCUAAAUCUGGCACAAUAUGGACUCAAAAUAUUGUGAGCUUGAUUCUUCAUGAAGGUCGACAUGGAACUGAAAAUAUUACCCUGAUUGACAGAGCUCCAUGGCUGGAAUGUAAUAUUUCCCACAUAGAUUUUCCCAAUCGCCCAUCACCUCGUCUCUUUACUUCCCAUCUGCCUUACUAUUUGGUACCCAAAGGAUUACAAAAUAAACGAGCAAAGAUACUCUUACAUUGGUAGGGAAAAAAGCAAUAUGCAGAAUUGUUGGAUUUUAAAGGGCUUAAUUUCUCAGAAGAUUUGGUGAAACCUGAGCACCUUGAGGCAGUAGAAAAAUUCGAAAUCAGGAUAGUGAUAUGUUGUCACUUAUCCAAAAUCUGGUGCACGCGGUAAAUUUAGCAAAUUGAGUUUGUUCAAGGAGACGGAGAUUGGAGGGCAGAGGCGGAGAAUUGAGCUUCAUUCCACCAAAGCACC